This is a messenger RNA of Paramecium primaurelia, 733 nucleotides long. The record is from the annotation of a GenBank genome assembly. NCBI's taxonomy places the organism in Eukaryota, Ciliophora, Oligohymenophorea, Peniculida, Parameciidae.
AUGAACCCAUAAAAAGAAAGUGAAUAACUUCCAAUUGAUUUGUCAUAUAAAUAGAAUGAUAACUAGUUUAUGAAAUACGAAAUGGCAAUAAAUUUACAAGAGUUUGUCAAAUCCUUUAAUUAAAGAAGAUUAGAAAAAGAAUUUAGCUAUUUAUGUUAAAUAACAGAGACUUAAGAACAUGAGAAAUUAUUCUUUUGGAAUGAAAAAACUCAUCAUUUGAAUAGAUAUAUUGAUAUAUUACCAUGUAAAUCAUAAAUGAAUUAAUGAAGGUAUACACACUAUUGUAAAAUCAGAUGUAAAUGAAUAAUUUUACAUUAAUGCAAAUUAUAUUAGAGGAAUAGAUAACAUUGAUAAGUAAUAUAUUGCUACUUAGGGCCCAAUCCAUUCAACUGUUAAUGAUUUUUGGCAUAUGAUUUGGACAAACGAGGUUGGAUUGAUAAUUAUGCUCUGCAAAUUGUAUGAUCAUAAUUAUGUAAAUAUUCUUUAUAAUUAGAAAUAAUGUGAGAAAUACUGGCCAGAUAUAUCAAAUGAUUAUGGGCCUUAUGAAGUAAAACUGAAAAAAUCAGAAGAAUUAAAAUGUGGUUUAAUAUCGAAUUAAUUUAUAAUAAAAUUCCAGUAAUAAGAAAAAUUAAUACACCAUUAUUAAUGGAAUGGAUGGCCUGAUCUCGGAGUGGUUAAUGAAGAUAAUUUUGUCCUCAUUGAUUUUUUGGCAAAUUAAGCUAAUAGUUCCNGA